This is a messenger RNA of Emericellopsis cladophorae, 786 nucleotides long. RefSeq lists its product as uncharacterized. NCBI's taxonomy places the organism in Eukaryota, Fungi, Ascomycota, Sordariomycetes, Hypocreales, Bionectriaceae. The transcript has a single exon. The record is from RefSeq and is a predicted model, not a curated record. The coding region runs from base 1 to 786 and encodes 261 amino acids.
AUGGCACCAACGCUGGACGCAGGCGAGCUCGCGCCUGCACUGGCGACGCGCGAUCUGCAGAACCCAACACACACGCAACAAGUCACGCUGGGCGUCAUCGCGGCCUACGUCGUCGGCAUCGCCAUCCUCUGGAACGUCCCUUACCUUCGCAUGGUGCUCUGGCCGUUCAAGAUGCUCGUCAUCGCCUUUCACGAGUUCGGCCACGCCAGCACGGCCAUCCUCACGGGCGGCAAGGUCAAGAGCAUCAGCCUGGACCCCAACGAGGGCGGCGUGACGCACCUGUCCGGCGGCAUCAGCGCCAUCACCCUGCCCGCCGGGUACCUGGGCAGCUCCAUCAUCGGCGCCGUGCUGACCCUGUGUGGCUUCAACAUCAACGCCUCCAAGAUUGUCAGCAUCGCCCUCGGCGUCUGCUUCCUGCUGACCCUGUGGUGGGGCAAGAAGGACUGGCUGACGAUUCUCACCAUCCUGCUUGCCGUCGCCCUGCUCGUCGGCUGCUGGUUCAUCAACCACGCCGAGGCCCUCCGCUUCGUCGUCCUCUUCAUCGGCGUCAUGUCUUCGCUCUACUCCGUCUGGGACAUUUGCGACGAUCUCAUCCUGCGCAAGGUCAACUCGUCGGACGCGAGUGUCUUUGCCAAGCGGUACGGUGGCUCGUCGCGGUGCUGGGGGCUGAUCUGGUCCGUCAUCUCCGUCAUGUUCAUGGCGGCGGGGAUCGUGGUCGGCCUCGCGGCCUUUUCGCAGAGCUUUGAGCAGCAGAGGGAGGAUGCUCAGCACUUUAUCCCCACAUGA